AUGGUAGUCAAGAACACCGAUUCUUCUUCUUCUUCUUCUUCUGCUGCCAGAUCUGAGGCCUUUCGCCGUAUGGAGAAACAAUUUCAUGCUCUUCAACUUCAACCCUUGCAAGACAAUGGAGUUUCUCAACAAGGUACUUUUAUUCAUCAACAACCUUAUAAUACUCAAGUUCAAGAUGUGGGAACCUUCGGUUCUAAUACCGUUGUCCAACAACAACACCCUAGUAAUUAUCAACACGGUUUUAUAAAUAAUUAUGCUACGAACCAGGCAAUGGGAGGACUUCCUACUGGCCAUGGCCAUGGUUAUGGGUUCCCAGGUUAUGAGGAUUAUAGGAUAUGGCAGGGGCCUUCUAUUGAGGCUACCGCCGCACAGAGAAUGCAUUGUUUUCAUACUUGUAGAGGGUCGUUGGUUUCAAUGGCGAUGAAUCGACGUGAUUGUCGAUAUAUACAACAGAAGAUCAGAAUGGGCAACCCAACAGAUGUUGCGCUAAUCCUCUAUGAAGUGAAGGAUUCUUUACACAUGCUCAUGACACACCCUUAUGGAAACCACUUGAUUCAAAAGAUUUUUGAAGCAAGGAGAGGUAUCAUCACCCGUGAUCAGAAGCAUUCUCUUGUUUACUUGAUUAUCUCGAAUUACCAAAAGCUGAGAAACGUGUGCAUGGACUUUCAUGGAACUCGCGUUAUGCAGAUAAUGCUGAAGAAUAUUAAGUGUCUGUUCAUGCAAUAUGUAGUUGUGUAUACCAUGAAGCAUAUCACUGUUGCAUUGAUGAAAAAUUUUAAUGGCAGUUAUGUUAUUGUUGAAUGUCUAAAGCUUUUUCCACCCGAACACCAAAAUUUUGCGUCAGCAAAUGAACAAAUGGUAAAAGAACUUCGUGGCCAAUUCGUAAGACUUUCUGUGAACAAGUAUGCCAGCAAUGUAGUGGAAAAUUUAUUGACAUUCUCUAAACUGGAUGAUGUUGAAGUUAUAGUUGAGGAGAUAAUUAGUAGUCAUGAUUUCUUGAAUGUUCUUCAAGAUCCUUUUGGGAAUUAUGUUGCUCAGAGAUCACUGAAAUGCACCCAGGGUCAUCUGCGUAGAAAACUUUCUAAUCUCAUCAUAUCCAAUCACAGAACACUCCAUAGUCAUCCUUACGGGAAAAAAGUAUUGACAAUGGCUAAUGACAUAUAUGGAAAGAAAGUUCACCGUUUAUGUUAUAAUUGUUAG
Molecule: messenger RNA, 1200 nt
Organism: Medicago truncatula (barrel medic)
Lineage: Eukaryota; Viridiplantae; Streptophyta; Magnoliopsida; Fabales; Fabaceae
Product: pumilio homolog 12
Exons: 4
Coding region: 1-1200 (399 amino acids)
Biological process (GO): post-transcriptional regulation of gene expression
Cellular component (GO): cytoplasm
Molecular function (GO): mRNA binding
Source: RefSeq, a predicted model, not a curated record